AUGCAGCCCAAUGAAAUCAUAGCCUUGGGUGACAACGCCAGUGCCAUAAAAUCACACUGUCACAAGGUGGUAUUCAUUCGCCAUGGGGAAAGUGAAUUCAAUCAAGAGAAUAGAUUCAUCGGUUGGUUGGACUCUGACCUCUCAUCCAGGGGCGAAUGUGAAGCCCGACAAGCAGGUCAAAUGAUCAAACAACGAUCUCUGUACUUUGAUAUUGCCUACACGAGUGUUCUUAAGAGGGCGAUAAAGACUUGUCACAUUGUCCUAGAAGAGUUGGAUCUCUUGUGGAUUCCUGUUUUAAAGUGUUGGCGUUUGAACGACCGCAUGCAUGGUGCUUUGCAAGGUCUGACGCAAAAUGAAACUACCAAUAGGUAUGGGCAAUGUCAGCUGCAACUGUGGACGAAGUCAUACGACAUUCCACCCCCCGCUCUACUUUCAACGGAUCCACUGUUGCCAGAAUUCGAUCCUCGUUAUGCCCUUCUGGAUCACAAUAUACUACCCAAAACGGAGUGCCUUAAAGACACAGUGAAACGAGUCCUGCCCUAUUGGCAUGACGAAAUUGUCCCUGCAAUAAAGAAGGGGAAACGAGUUCUUAUAGUGGCCCAUGCAAACAGUAUUCGAGCACUGAUCAAGCAUAUAGAUUACAUCCCAGAUGGAAAAGUCAUGGACAUAGAAAUUCCUUCUGUUGCGCCAAUCAUCGGUUUUCGUAGUACAAUGGAGAAGCCAUCUGAGCAAUCAUCUUAUCAGCUUGUGCUUAUACGCAACGGAGAGAGCGAGUUUUCAAAAAAUAACCUUUUCUGUGGAUGGACAGAUUCUGAUAUUUCCUACAGAGGCGAAUGCCAAUCCGAGGAUGCUGGCAAACUUCUGGUGAAGAGAGGAGUUGAAUUCGACAUUGCAUUUACGAGUCUCCUGAGACGAGCCAUUAAAACAUGCCACAUAAUAUUAGAACAAAUGGGGCUACUUUGGAUUCCAAUACAUAAAUCAUGGAGAUUAAACGCACGCAUGUAUGGCAUCCUCCAGGGCUGCAAUAAAUCCAAAUUAGCUUUGCAGCAUGGGGAGGAUCAAGUUCGUAUUUGGAGAAGGGCGUAUAGUGGCACGCCGCCAACCCUCAGUCGGGAUGUGAAACAGCACCCUAUUUUCGAAUCAAAGUACGCCCUUCUUGAUAGAACUCUUAUCCCGGAUACUGAGUGUCUUCGUGAUGCAUAUGAGCGACUGCUGCCAUUUUGGAACGAUGAAAUUGUACCAACGAUUAAGGAAGGCAAUCGGGUUCUGGUUGUUGCGCAUGGAAGCACGCUUCGAGCCUUAAUGAAGUUUCUUGAUCACAUUUCCGACGAAAAUAUUGCUGACAUUAAUAUUCCACCGUGUUUCCCUCUGGUUUAUGAUUUUGACGAACACAUGAAACCCAUCCGACGCUACUACUUGAAGGACGACGAAAUGGUAGCAAGUGCCAUUCGAAUGGCCAUCAACGAAACGAAACUGGAUCCCCAGCCAUGCAUUUAG
Molecule: messenger RNA, 1497 nt
Organism: Hydatigera taeniaeformis
Lineage: Eukaryota; Metazoa; Platyhelminthes; Cestoda; Cyclophyllidea; Taeniidae
Source: the annotation of a GenBank genome assembly